Stereum hirsutum FP-91666 SS1 is the source of this 2400-nucleotide messenger RNA. RefSeq lists its product as uncharacterized. The coding region runs from base 1 to 2400 and encodes 799 amino acids. NCBI's taxonomy places the organism in Eukaryota, Fungi, Basidiomycota, Agaricomycetes, Russulales, Stereaceae. The transcript is spliced from 4 exons. The record is from RefSeq and is a predicted model, not a curated record.
AUGGCGGGCAUCUCAGUUGAAGCGUGCAGCGAACGCUCCGUGCAAACGUCGACAGCGUCGCCGUCACCUACGGCCAGCCAAUCUCAAGCCUCUGAUCUUCAGAGCCCAGUAUUCUCGGUCAACGAAUCCUCACUGUCGUCACUGUCUUCUCUGGGUUUCUCGACUUCACACGACAUCUCGGCGCUAGCUAGUUCUUCUCCGUCGGCCUUGUUACAGGUUCAACGCACCAUGAAGCCGCCCCCGCUGGGUCGUAAUCUACCCUCUCAGGGAUCCAUCGAAAAAUCUCGUAAUGUCUCUUUGCCAGAAACGGACGCCAUCUGUGCCGCCAAAGCUGAGCUCCGAGCCAACACCCUGCGUAUCGUGUCUAUGCCUGAACAGCGCCACCUCAUGGACACCAGCACUUCCACAGAUUCUCAGGACGCAUCCCUCUGUAGCGUAGAAUCUUAUCUCUCUUUAGAUGGAGAUAGGUCAGAGCAUGACGGGGGAUUAUCCGAUGCCUUCUUGCGCCCACAACCCAUCAAAGAGUUACCCAAGCCGGAUUCCACCCCUGUGCUCAAAGCUGAUGAGGACGGAUGGAUCUCCUGGGCAAGUUCCCCGCCCCGUCCUAUCCCCGCUCUUCAUGGCCCACUUUCUUUGCCUUACGCUCGCUGCCCCUCCGGUGCUGAAGGUACUAUCAUCGAGGAACCGGAUAGUCUUCCCCGUAUGAUAUGGGGCCUCGGCCAUGACGGUAACCCCCCGAUCGACCGCUCGAAGAGUAUGCAACCCACGCAUUCGCAACGAAAAACUUCGCAUACCGCUCAGCAAAGCUUGACUUCUAAACCCGUCCAGUCGGCAUAUCACAAGCCUGCCGACAACCAGAGACGAUCUCAGCCUACGGAACCCGUGCAUCGUUCACCUUUACUCCCUCGCAAUGAGACCAACGCCCACAUUCGCGGUCUCUUUCCUCCGGAACAAGUCUCGAAUCUUCCUUACCCUUGUGGCGAUGAUGCGAUCAUUCUCGAGAAUCUUUUACAAGACUAUCACGGCAAAUCUUGGGAGGCAGGAUCCGAUUACAAAGAUCUUCCGGGUACUGGCGCGCAAGCGCCCUUGUACCUACAGAGUCUCCUCCCCACGCCCCCCGUCGACACCCACCCUUCAAUCCUUCACGGCUUCGGGUUCACCUCGCCUAACAAUCUAGGUCCCAUGCUAGCGAAAGGUCCUGGCUCUUCGAUGAAGCUUUCUUCUCGACCCGCUGCUGGAUCCCCUCUUCCUCAGAUAUUUAUCGAGCCUCGCUCCUCCGCUCCUCGUCAACGUCUAUCUGCCAUGGAAAUCGCACAACAGUAUCAUCGCCAGCAGUUACAGAAACAGAGCAACAUGUUACCUACACCGCCUAGCUCUUCUUCUCCACUCUGGUCUUCUGCAUUCUCCCCCUACCAGGAAUCUAUGUCUUCUCCUACCAACUGGACUAGCCCUCAGUUCACCGAGCAGGCUCUUGAAGGCAUACGUAAUCGGACUAUGGGCGUUACUGAUGCGAAUCAGGAACUUCGUCGUCAGGUCUACGAACAGCUUCAUGGCACGAACUCAUCCGACGCCCUCGCUCCCUCGAUUCAGAUCGGUUCUCACUCUAGAGCUCAGACUCACAAAUCUUCCGAGGCGUCGUCGAACACCUCUCCAGCUGAAACACUCAGGGACCUCUUGGCUAGGCGUGAUGCCCUUCUCGCUUCCGUUACCGCUUCUCCUCCCCGACCCCGGCCUCCUCCCAAUACGCCUCGCGGUUCCAUCAGUGCCAGAGGCCAGGCCACUCGUCCAGGGCAGCCGUACUUUGCUCGUCCUCCUUCGUCGCCCGCCUCUCCGGAGGCACGCAGUCGCAGCCUCUCUGCACAGCAACCUCGCUCUAUUCCUCUCGCCCGACUGAUUCAACGUCGUCUUUCUGCCGUCCCUGAAGAAGAGUCUGUCUCCGCUCUGCCUGGUUUCUUGCCUUCUCACGACGAGACCACGAUCAGGACUAGACACAACUCGGUCGAUAGCCCCGGAAAAGGCCACGUCCCUUUACAGUAUACGCACCCCAACUCGACCGCAGGACGUAGGACACCCAGUCCUAUGCACGCCGGUCUCGCCAUCCAGAGUGGCACGGUGGCACCAGCUCUCGGCUUGCACCUUGGGCCUGCCAUCCAACCCGGGUCAGCCAAAGUUAGGCUGCCCUCCGCUCCGUUGCAGACGAGAAAUCGUCCCGAUGUCGCCCCCGCGAGUCGUAACAAGAUAAGCGGCGGCGGCGGUGGGAGAGAGAAGGAGGAUCGCGGGAGGGAAGAUCGGCCUGAAGGGACGGCCAAUGAGCGAGCUAGUGGUGCGGCUAGGAAGAAGGUGAGGGGUAAAUCCCGCAAGACGCAGCAGGGUCCCAUUACUCCCGUCGUUAGAACGUGA